Messenger RNA from Phalaenopsis equestris, 2094 nucleotides. Its product is annotated as pentatricopeptide repeat-containing protein At2g01510, mitochondrial-like. The coding region runs from base 117 to 1937 and encodes 606 amino acids. Gene Ontology annotation, biological process: RNA modification. The transcript has a single exon. Gene Ontology annotation, molecular function: RNA binding; zinc ion binding; protein binding. Lineage: Eukaryota; Viridiplantae; Streptophyta; Magnoliopsida; Asparagales; Orchidaceae. The record is from RefSeq and is a predicted model, not a curated record.
AUGAGUUGGCUAGCUCCUGCAUCUUCUUCUUGACUCACAUAACCAGACUGUAUGCAUAUAAUUGCAGCAGAAUACUAAGGUAGAAAUGAUUAAUCAAAUGAUUCAGUUUCCCGGCCAUGCGUCUCUUCUCCCGCCGUUUUAUCCGAACCGUUCCUCCCCUUCUCAAUCUCUGUUUCCGGCCGCGUUCCCUUCCCGCCACCGCAGCGCCGCCGCCCCUACCCACUCCGAAAACCAAGUUCAACUUCGCCGCUGUCCUCCGCUCCCACUCUCACCCCAACCACCUAAAGCAAAUACACGCCUUAAUCCUCACCGCCGGCCUCUCCUUCAAAAACAGCCUCCUCACCCAAAUCCUCCAAGCCCUCUCCCUCUCCGGCGAGAUGUCCUAUGCUCGCAACCUGUUCGACGAAAUGCACAAACCGCGCGUCUUCAUCUGGAACACCCUCAUGAGAGGCUACGUCAAAAGUAACCUAUACUCCGAGGCGCUUGAGAUCUAUCACGAAAUGCAUCGCCUUGGCGUCCUUCCUGAUGAGUUCACGUUCCCUUUUGUACUCAAGGCAUGCACUGGACUGCUCGACGGUUGGGUUGGAAUGGCAGUCCAUGCCAUGGCGGGGAAGCAAGGUCUCGAAUUUAACACCAUUGUGAGUACUGAACUCGUUGUCAUGUAUGUAAAGCUUGGCGAUGCAGAUUGUGCUGAUGAUGUGUUUGAAAGCAUGGGGAAUGGCAGGGAUUUGGUCUCUUGGAAUGCCCUGGUAUCUGCUUACUCUCAAAACGGUCGUGCGGAUAAGGCUAUUGGCCACUUCCGGCGGAUGGAAUCCGCCGGCGUUGAGCCCGAUACGAUAACUCUGGCCUGUAUUCUCUCUUCAUGUGCUUAUCUGGGGUGCCUAGAACUGGGAAGAAAGCUUUAUUUUAGAAUAAAAGUAGGGUUUUUGCCGUCUAACAUCUUCGUGGAGAACGCCCUUCUUGACAUGUUUGCAAAAUGUGGCAGCAUGGAUGAAGCCUGUGAACUGUUUGAUGAAAUGCCUGUAAAAAAUGUGGUGUCUUGGAGCACUGUGAUUGGAGGGUUUGCUAUUAAUGGAGAUAGUCAGAGAGCAUUGUCUGUUUUUGCUCAGAUGCGUGAUGAAGGAAUGCUGCCUAAUGAUGUGACAAUGCUCAAUGUGCUCUCAGCCUGUAGCCACGCAGGGCUGGUUAAGCAGGGAAAGGAACUCUUUUAUAGCAUGGCUAAACCAACAAGAGAGCAUUGUGCUGCCAUGGUCGACCUUCUUGGCCGAUCAGGGCAUCUUGAAGAAGCCUAUAAUUUUAUCCAAAGCAUGCCCAUGGAUCUGGAUGCUGCAGUCUGGGGAGCUCUGCUUAAUGCCUGCAUAAUUCAGCAUAACUCCGAGCUUGGCGAGCUUGCAGCAGAUGAAAUUCUAAAACUGGCCCCUGAGACACCUUCAUACCAGGUUCUUUUAUCGAACAUGUAUGCGGCUUUAGGAAGGUGGAAUGUGGUUGAGAAGAUUAGAGAAUGGAUGAGAUUGAGCAAUUUGAGGAAGGUUGGAGGUUAUAGCUCUGUUGAAUUGGAUGGGGAAGUUAAUGUAUUCUAUGAGGGAUCCCAUGCUCAUUCUAACAAGCUCUAUCAGUCUUUGUGUGAGCUUACCAGCACAGUGAGGGGCAUUGGUUAUAGACCAGUGACAACUUUUGCAUUGCAUGAUGUGGAGGAAGAGGAGAAGGAAGUAGCGCUAAUGAUACAUAGCGAGAGGCUUGCUAUUGUCUUCAGCCUUAUGCAUUCCAACAAUUUGGAGUGUCCCAUAAGAAUUAUGAAGAAUCUAAGGAUAUGCAAUGAUUGCCAUGAAUUCUGCAAGUAUGUAUCUAAGGCAAUGGAGAGGGUAAUCAUAAUUAGAGAUAAGAGCAGGUUUCAUCAUUUUAGAGAUGGCCAAUGUUCUUGCAGGGAGUUCUGGUGACUGAUUUUUUUAUCAAUAGAUUAUAAAAAAUUUUAUUAAAGAAUAGAGGAAUGUACAUACAUACCAUUCAAUAUGUCUAUAUUUAAAUAUAGCACUUCAAACCUUCUGUUUAUUUUUAUUACAGUUAAAAUUCUUUAACAACUCAAAUAUACUACCC